Molecule: messenger RNA, 904 nt
Organism: Thamnophis sirtalis
Lineage: Eukaryota; Metazoa; Chordata; Lepidosauria; Squamata; Natricidae
Source: RefSeq, a predicted model, not a curated record
CACUACCUUUCAACUAGUACUUAACUUUCCUAAUGAAUUUUGAGAAAAUGUUAACGGAGACAAGAAAAAUAAAGUUCUUAAUCCACUCCAAUGGGCUGGUGGAGCAUAGUUGCAAAAUUGUGCUGCAUUUUGGUUAUUAACCCUGUGUGUGUGUAUAUUUUUCUCCUAGAGGGAUUUAAAAAAAAAAAUGGAGGAAGAAGACCAGGCAAGUUCCAGAGAACCUGAGAAGAGAUGGGAAGAGGUAGGAAGAGGCUGCGAUGCCACUUGUGUAGAGACCAGCGUGAAGUUUGUGGCUAAGGCAACACCAUCAUUUCUGAAACAGAAGCGAGCAGAUGGGUUCCAACAGGGCUGGGAAGGCCAGUUGCCAAAUUUCUUGAGCUGCCCGCCAUUUCCUUAUCCAAGAUGGAAGAAUCGAAUAUCAAUGCCUGGCAGUCAAGAACGCCCGUCCUCCUUAGAAGGAGUAGAGGAAGGGUAUCGGUGGCCUAGAAAAGAAUAUGCUACUCAAACUAACUGUGCAAACUCUAACUUUCCUGUGAAGCUGAAGGAGGAGAUGCUGGAGGACAUCCUUGAUUCGGAGAGGCAGCGCCAACGGUUCAGACGGUUCUGCUAUCAGCAGGCUGAGGGCCCUCAAGAGGCCGCUAGCCAACUCUGGGAACUCUGCCACCAAUGGUUGAAACCAGAGGAACAUACCAAGGAGCAGAUCCUGGAGAUGCUGGUUCUGGAGCAGUUUGUGAGCAUCCUGCCUGUGGAGAUCCAGAGCUGGGUCCAGGAAAGCAGCCCUGAGACCUGUUCUGAGGCGGUGGCCCUAGCCGAGGACUUCUUAGUAAGACAAAGAGAGGGAUGCCAGCCAAGCUCUCCAGAGAGAGACCAAGGACGCGAAAACUGCCAGUCUCCUUGGAAUAAU